AAAAUGUCAAGUGUAGUUUCGGGAAGAAAGAGUAUUGGAAGCAAGUCAAAUAAAUCAGGUAGUUCUAAAAGAUAUGCCAAUGUGAGCAGCAGGUUCUGGAAACCAACUAUAUCUAGUAAGCUCAAGGCCAGAGAAUUGGGUUUGAUCAAGGAGACUGAAGAAGAGAAUUUAAAUAAGGAAAUAACGGAAAAUAAGCCAAAGACUCCCCAAAAAUUUCAAAGGGGGAAAAGUCCAAGAUCGAAUAAAAUGUAUAAAAGUCCUGCGAAGCCAAGCUCAAGGCUUAGCAAUAGGUUUCCUAGCCCAGCUGUAAAACCAAGGAUUCCGAAGGUUCCUAGAAGGAUAAAUAAGGUUAUAAAGAGUAAAAUUACCAAUGCCAAAGAAAAUAAACCAUUUUCUCCUGUUGUUAAGAAGAGUGCUCUCAAGAAGUCAGUGAAAAAGCAAAAACUGAUCAACCCAGUCCCUGUAGAAGGCAUUGAUUUCAGAUUUGAAAUACCAGAAACACUACCCAAGAAGAGAGAUAAGAAACUUUCAGAGAAAGUUGAGGAAGAGAAGGAGGCGCAGAAGCCAGCCAGUAAAGAGCUUUUAGAUAUAACAAACUCUAAUUUGGAUGCAAUUUCUAGCUCAACUCCUAUAAGAUGCCUUACUGGAAAGUCAUCUGUUGUUAGGAGUAGUAUUAGUCUUCUUCAGAGUGAUCCUGGGAGUGGGAAAUCUACCCCAAAUGUCACACCUUAUAAAAUUUUGAGAAAGAACAAAGAGAAUGGAAAAGAUGGGUCCAAGAAUAUUGACGAUCUCACUCAGAAAAUCAAGAAGUUAGAAGAAGAUAUAUUCAAAUCGAAAAACAUGAACUAUGAAGAUGAGUAUUCUGAGAAUAAUGAAUUCCUAGACGGAAUUUCUCAAAUAGAUGGAAAUGAACUUCUCAAGAAAAAUCUAGAAGACCAAGGACUCCUUCUAGUUCAUGAUAAUGUUCAAAAAGAAGAGCAAACUCCAAAACCAGUAGAAGAAAACCCUGAGAUAGGGGAAGAGAAUCAAGAUGAAGAUAUAGCUGAAAUUAAGGAGCUGGAAGCCAUGAUUGGUCAAGUAUUCAAAACUAUAAAGAAAGAUGAAACCCUUUCAAAUAAGCUUCAAAGUAAGAUAAAAGCUUAUGAAUCACUGACAAGCGACUUACUAAACUCUGUUUCAAAUGUGAAUAAGGGCGAAAAUUUUGAGGAUUCUCAAGAACAAGUUCAAACUUCAUGGAAGACUUCAAAGGGCUCAAAAUUGCUUUCCUCAGCCAGAUCUGCUAGAAAAAGAAACAAACCAGGCAGAAGAAGACGCUCAAAUAGAAAUAAGACCACUUACGAUUGUAUUGAGAUUUACAAGCAAGAUUGACGAGACGAAGAGUGGUUCAAGGAUAACGAAGUAUGGACUAGAUCAAGGAAGAGAAGGAACCUUGGGCAAAAUUAA
This is a messenger RNA of Moneuplotes crassus, 1443 nucleotides long. Lineage: Eukaryota; Ciliophora; Spirotrichea; Euplotida; Euplotidae. The record is from the annotation of a GenBank genome assembly.